AUGGACGCGACGCGACUCUUCCUUGGCGCGCUCCUCCUCCUCCCCGCCGCGCUCCUCCUCCUGCUCCGCGCGCGGGGCCGGCGCCGCCUCCCCUGGCCCGCCGUCGCUGCCGCUGCUCGGCAGCGUGGUGUGGCUCACCAACUCGCCCGCCGAGAUCGAGCCCCUGCUGCGGCGCCUCUUCGAGCGGUACGGCCCCGUCGUGGCGCUCCGCAUCGGGCGCGCCUCUUCGUCUUCGUCGCGGACCGCCGCAUCGCGCACGAGGCGCUCGUCGACCGCGGCGCGGCGCUGGCGGACCGCCCGGCGCUCGCGUCGGUCAGGUUACUCGGCGAGAACGACAACACCAUCACCGGCGCCAGCUACGGGCCCGUGUGGCGCCUCCUGCGCCGCAACCUCGUCGCCGAGACGCUGCACCCGUCGCGGGUGAAGCUCUUCGCGCCGGCCCGCGCGUGGACGUUCCAGUACGCCAUGUUCUGCCUCCUCGUGCUCAUGUGCUUCGGCGAGCGCCUCGACGAGCCCGCGGUGCGCGCCAUCGCUUCUGCGCAGCGGGAGGGACUCAUCUACCGCUCUAAGAACAUGGUGGUCUUUGCCUUCUUGCCGGCCGUCACCAAGCACCUCUUCCGUGCUCGGCUCGAUAAAGCACGGGAGCUGCGGCGGCGCGUCAAGGAGCUCUUUCUUCCGCUUAUCAACGCGCGCCGGGAGUACAAGAAGCAAGCAGGCGAGCCGAAAGGGGAAACCACGUUCGAGCACUCGUACGUGGACACGCUGCUCGACAUCAAGCUUCACGAGGACGGCGAUCGCCCGCUCACCGAUGAUGAGGUUUGCAUCCUAUGUUCCGAGUUCCUCGACGCCGGUACGGACACCACGUCCACAGGGCUGCAGUGGAUCAUGGCCGAGCUUGUAAAAAAUCCAGCCAUCCAGGAGAAGCUCUACAACGAGAUCAAGGCCGCCACCGACGACGACAAGGAAGGGAUCUCAGAGGAGGACGUCCACAAGAUGCCAUACCUCAAGGCGGUGAUCCUCGAGGCCCUCCGGAAGCACCCGCCGGGCCACUUCGUGCUGCCGCACAAGGCGGCGGAAGACAUGGAAAUUGGUGGGUACCUGAUCCCCCAGGGCACAACGGUGAACUUCAUGGUCGCUGAGAUGGGCCGGGACGAGCAGGAAUGGAAGAACCCGAUGCAGUUCUCGCCGGAGCGGUUCCUCCCCGGCGGCGACGGCGAGGGCGUGGACGUGACGGGCACCAAGGCGAUCAGGAUGAUGCCGUUCGGCGUGGGCCGGAGGAUCUGCGCGGGGCUUGGCAUCGCCAUGCUGCACCUGGAGUACUUCGUUGCCAACAUGGUGCUGGAGUACGAGUGGAAGGAGGUGCCCGGCCACGAGGUGGACUUCGCCGAGAAGAAUGAGUUCACUGUCGUCAUGAAGAAGCCGCUACGCCCGCGCCUUGUGCCUAGGAGGUCUCACUUGAACUAG
Miscanthus lutarioriparius is the source of this 1464-nucleotide messenger RNA. Lineage: Eukaryota; Viridiplantae; Streptophyta; Magnoliopsida; Poales; Poaceae. The record is from the annotation of a GenBank genome assembly.